Messenger RNA from Trichosurus vulpecula (common brushtail), 4352 nucleotides. RefSeq names its product inversin (gene INVS). Gene Ontology annotation, biological process: protein localization to ciliary inversin compartment. The coding region runs from base 125 to 3415 and encodes 1096 amino acids. Gene Ontology annotation, molecular function: protein binding. Lineage: Eukaryota; Metazoa; Chordata; Mammalia; Diprotodontia; Phalangeridae. The record is from RefSeq and is a predicted model, not a curated record. The transcript is spliced from 17 exons. Gene Ontology annotation, cellular component: ciliary inversin compartment.
CGGAUUCGGAGCGGAAGUAUUCCUCUGGGGCCUGGAGGGUCGGGGGGCUUUUACCUACUUCGGUGGAACUGCCUGUGGGAUGUCUGUGCUGGAGGAGGUGAGGGUUGCAUAGGCUCAGAAAACUAUGAACACUUCAGAGAGCUGGGUCCUUAGUGGUUCCUCAUUAGCAUCCCAAGUUCAUGCUGCUGCUGUUAAUGGAGAUAAGGGUGCUCUCCAAAAGCUGAUAGCAGGAAACCGUGACCUGAAAGACAAAGAAGAUCAGUUUGGGAGGACCCCUCUCAUGUACUGUGUGUUGGCUGACCGUGUCGAUUGUGCAGAUGCCCUCUUGAAGGCAGGAGCGGAUGUCAAUAAAGCUGAUCACAGCCAGAGAACAGCGCUCCAUCUUGCAGCGCAAAAGGGAAAUUAUCGUUUCAUGAAACUCUUACUCACUCGUCGAGCAAACUGGAUGCAAAAGGACUUGGAAGAAAUGACUCCGCUGCAUUUAACAACCCGACAUAAAAGUCCUAAAUGUUUGGCUCUUUUACUAAAGUUUAUGGCACCAGGAGAAGUGGAUACACAGGACAAAAAUAAGCAAACUGCUCUGCAUUGGAGUGCCUAUUACAAUAACCCAGAGCACGUGAAGCUUCUAAUAAAACAUGAUUCCAAUAUUGGAAUCCCUGAUAUUGAAGGAAAGAUCCCACUUCAUUGGGCAGCUAACCACAAAGAUCCUAGUGCCGUGCAUACUGUCAGAUGUAUCCUGGAUGCUGCUCCAACGGAGUCCCUGCUGAACUGGCAGGACUACGAAGGCCGGACACCCCUGCACUUCGCCGUUGCCGACGGGAAUGUCACGGUGGUGGACGUGCUGACCUCCUACGGAAGCUGCAACAUCACAUCGUACGAUAACUUGUUCCGGACGCCCCUGCACUGGGCCGCCUUGCUGGGUCAUGCGCAAAUUGUCCAUCUUCUUUUGGAAAGAAACAAGUUGGGAACCAUUCCAUCUGAUAGCCAAGGAGCAACACCACUCCAUUAUGCAUCCCAGAGUAAUUUUGCAGAGACAGUGGAAGUAUUUUUGAAACAUCCCUCUGUGAAGGAUGAUUCAGACCUCGAGGGAAGAACAUCCUUUAUGUGGGCAGCAGGAAAAGGCAGUGACGAUGUCCUUCGGACAAUGCUGAGCUUAAAACUGGACAUCGAUAUCAACAUGACAGACAAAUAUGGAGGCACAGCUUUACAUGCAGCUGCCCUUUCUGGCCAUGUCAGCACCGUGAAGUUAUUAUUGGACCAUCAUGCUCAGGUGGAUGCUACAGACGUCAUGAAGCAUACUCCACUAUUCCGAGCCUGUGAAAUGGGGCACAAGGAAGUGAUUCAGACACUUAUAAAAGGUGGAGCAAGGGUCGAUCUCGUAGACCAAGAUGGCCAUUCUCUUCUUCACUGGGCAGCCCUGGGAGGAAAUGCUGAUGUUUGUCAAAUAUUGAUUGAAAAUAAAAUCAAUCCAAAUGUACAAGAUUAUGCAGGAAGAACCCCCUUGCAGUGUGCUGCUUAUGGAGGCUACAUUAACUGCAUGGCCUUGCUCAUGGAAAAUAAUGCAGACCCUAACAUACAAGACAAAGAGGGCAGAACGGCACUGCACUGGUCCUGUAACAACGGCUACCUCGAUGCUAUAAAAUUGCUACUCAGUUUUGCAGCUUUUCCCAAUCAGAUGGAAAACAACGAGGAAAGGUACACACCUCUUGAUUAUGCUUUGCUUGGGGAGCACCAUGAAGUAAUUCAAUUCAUGUUGGAACACGGGGCUCUGUCAAUAGCAGCUAUUCAGGACAUUGCCGCCUCCAAAAUCCAAGCUGUCUACAAAGGGUACAAGGUCAGGAAGGCGUUUCAGGACCGAAAAAAUCUCCUAAUGAAGCACGAACAGCUGAGAAAAGAUGCUGUUGCCAAAAAACGUGAAGAAGAAAGUAAGAGGAAAGAAGAACACCAAAGGAGAACGUUGAGCCCAGUGAAAUACCGAGCACAAACACAGCAGCUUCCAGAGAAGCGGAACCCAGCCACCAGGCCUCCACAGCUGCCCAGCAAAGCCGCAGGUAUUCCUAGCAAAGAAUCAUUCUCCAGCAAUGCAUCUCCAAGCCGAAUGGGAAGAAACCACAGAGGAUCCCCAGGAGUGUCCCCAGACAUUGCAAACAGAAAAGAACAAUUUCUUUCUACAGAAAAGCAGGGAGAAAAUCACCGAAGACAAAAAGAAUCAGCCAGAGAGCAUUCCAAAGGCAAAGCUCCUUCGGUCCACUUUGGCCCCAGUGAAAGGGAUAAUGAUCGCAAACCUCAGAGGGCCAUUUCCAAGUCAGAAGGUGAAAAAAGCCGAGAAUUGCCAUCUCUCAGAGGAAAGGGUGUCCCAAGACAUGCCUCUUAUAGUAAGGCAAGUGGAGCUGGAGAGAACUUAGAAGAGCAAAGGCGGAUGGUGGCUGGCAGUGGUGAGCCCUUGGACAGAGUAGCAGCAAUAUGCUUGCCGAGUUCUAAUCUCCCAGCUGGAAACUUGAGGUACCACAAGCACCAUGAAAUGCUAUCAGGGACCAAAAUGCGUUCGAUGAAAAGACGAAGUAAAGAGCUAAAGGGAGAGAGGUGCUCUCCAGCUGGUUCUAGCAGACCUGGAAGUGCCAAGGUGGAACCCACCCACCCAGGGAACGAGGCUUCAUCUAAUCGGGGACAAAGAAGCAAUGGCACGGAUAAUGAAGUCAUAGGAAGAGUCUGCUCUGGGCUACCAAGUAAAACAGGAUUGGUAAGACCCGGGCACAAUAACAUGGGGGUACGCUCCAUGCCUGGUGACAGGCUGAACUUGGUGAAGACAAAAACAGCCCCUGCAAAUGCAGGCGAUCAACUGUCCUCCCCCAUGGGGCAGAAUCUGAAUAUUGAACUUCUCCCAUUAGAGAGCCGGCUGAUGAUCAUUGAAAAAGAGAGAACAAGGAAAGAGUUGUUCCGGAAAAAGAACCAUGCUGCUGCUGUGAUUCAGAGAGCAUGGAGAAGUUACCAGCUACGAAAGAAACUGUCCGAGCUUUGCAGCACUCAGCGACAGGGUGAAGAAACUGAAGACAAGUGGAGGCAAGAGAAAGCUGCCUUUCCCUUCCAGGUUGCUUGGAAGAAACAGCUAAACCCCAGGGCCUCGAAACCAGUCUCCCCCUGUAAGACUCCCAAAUCUGCCAACAAGAGCAACUCCCUCAGCAAACAAAACAAGCAAAACGUCCUCAAACAGAUCUAUGGAUGCUCUCAGGAAGGCAAAGCACAUCAUCCCACAAGACCUCCCUCAAAGCCUGCUCUCUCUGCGAUGCACCUAAUUUCAGUAAGCAACCUGCAGUAUGUACACUUGCUUGAGAGUAAUGGAAAAUCAAAGAACUUCUCUUACAACAUGAGACCAGCCACUGAGGUGAAAACAAGAAGUCAAAAAUCCAGUCACUAAAGAAUUGUCUUCAUGGGAAAUGGGAUGGCUAAAGCAGCUGGUUCUCUGUUAGCAAAGUCAUCAAAUUUUUACAUUUCGGUCACUUUAAAAAAUGUAGCCACGAAAUGGGGCAAUGUUUACAGAAGUUUAAAACCAACAUAAGCAGGUUUCCUUGCUUACGAGGUCAAAGCUGGAACGGUCUUUCUUACAUUCUUCAUCUUAUAAAUGUUCUCAGCCUUGUGAUGGGGAAAUAUAGUUGUCACUAGGACUAUUAAGCCCAUACCAUUUCUCUCAACAGAAAAGGCUAUGCAGAUGAUGGCAUUUAUUCUCAGUCUCCGUCAAUCUGGGGCUAUUUAUUAAAAUGCCGGGGAAGUAAUGGUGAUUAACAAAACAGGGCGUAAUCUGGGUAAUGCCUGCUUGUGAGGCUAGGACCUCCCCCAUGAACUUCUGAGGUCAGGCCUGACUUUGAAGAUGUGGGUUAUGGAAUAGAAGAUGGAAAUAACCCAGAGCAAUAGUUCAUCCUAAAUAAGGUAAGCACUUUUCAAUGGUACUGAAUGACAGUCCCUUUAAAUGAAUUCCUAUUGUUCCCAAAUCAGUACCCUCAACAGUACAACUUCUAUCAUUUAUGCCAAGUCCUUAGGCUCUCCUAACGCCUUAUUAGAAGCUUCACUUAUAAAGUUUUUCCUCAGACUAGAAGCAGGAUCUGAAGUUUUAACUCUUUGUCUUCAAUGAAAAAUUAACUUUAUUAAAUUUUUUCACUUUGGUUAUUAGAUAGUAACAACAGUUAACAUCUAUAUAACACUUUAAAGUUUGCAAAGUGCUUUACAUGUUAGCUCAUUUUAAAAUUAGUACUAUCAAGCAGACCGAUAACUGGCCGAAUGGUCAGACCCAAAGAGCAGUCUCAUUCAGCGUGAACUUGGGAGGUCUACAGUAGAAUGCCUAAAGAUUUGUGCUACUU